CGAGGCAGCGAACAGCUCAAGAAAAGUAGCAGCAGCAGCCCGCGGCGGCGACGAGUAACCAACCGGACCACGCCAUUGCCAGUCGCCCGGCCGCCUACGAGCCCUGCCUCGAGCCCUUGCCCGGCCCCGGCCACCGCGCCUUCCUCUCCCUCCCGCUGCGGGUUCUCUCGCGCAGCCCGAAUUCGCGGGGUGGUUUCUGUUCUUUGACCGCUUCUGAGUUCUUUCUCGGCGCCGCGCCAUGGAGGUGAGCGUUUAUUGGUUUUCUUGUUGGGCAGCGUCGGUGGCGGGCGGCGGCUUAUGUUGGGGAUUGGAGGGGGUGUUGUCGGCGAUGAAGAUGGAUUGCGAUGGUUUUGCGCGGUCGGUUUCGCUUGCAGGAGAUGGGGAAGAGGGUGGUGAGGACCGUGCGGGUGCGGAACAUCUCAGAUCUGGCGACGGAGCGGGAGGUGCGCGAGUUCUUCUCCUUUUCCGGUGAAAUCGAGCACGUCGACAUCAGAUUUGACGGAACGGGGAGGACGGCCUACGUGACAUUCAAAGAUCCCAAAGCCCUCGAGAUUGCCCUUCUCCUAUCGGGAGCAACAAUUGUGGAUCAAGUUGUGAACAUAACCCCAGCUGAAGAUUACAUCUACAUCCCUGUUACUGAACAGCAACUUUUGGUCAAUGAGGUGACAAGUACAAGUUCAGCACCUAAUGCAGAAUUGGAGUACUCUCCAGAGGCCAAUGCCAGCCCCAAUAGUCAUAUCUAUGUGAGCAAGGCCCAUGAUGUCAUGACAAAUGUGAUUGCAAGGGGUUCAGCAAUGAGACAAGAUGCUGUGAACAAGGCUAAAGCAUUUGAUGAGAAACAUCAAUUAAGAGCUAAUGCAUCAGCAAGGAUCAAUUCCUUUGAUAAGCGUGUUGGCCUUUCGCAGAAGAUAAACAAUGGGAUAUCAGUUGUCAAUGAAAAGGUGAAAUCGGUAGACCAAAGGCUACAUGUUUCUGACAAAACAAUGGCUGCUUUGCUGGCUGCAGAGCGCAAGCUUAAUGAUACAGGCUCUGCUGUGAAAACCAACAGGUAUGUGUCUGCUGGAACGAGCUGGCUGAAUGGUGCUUUUAGCAAGGUCGCCAAGGCUGGUCAUGUUGCUGGCUCAAGAACUAGAGAGAAGUUCCAAUUAGCGGUGUCAAAUCUAACAGCCAAAGGCCCUGCCGUUGUUGCUUGAGCUUGCUGUGCUGGUUAUGGAAGCUCUUCUUCCCGAGGAAAAUAUAUUGGAAGUCCUUGAGCAAGCAUCUCCCUUUGAUUGCGUGGACAGCGUGGAAAGUAACUGUAUUUCACUUUUGUCUUGUCCUUUUUUCCUUGGGUGCAGGCUAUUGAGGAAAUCUUCUGAGGUUUGGUAUAUAGAGGAGCUCAAAUUUUGGUAUUUUUAGAACCCUCCAUUCUUUUAGUGUUGAUGUUAAAUUGAUUAUAGGUGAUAGUGAUAUUGUAUUGACUCAGUGUGGAUUCAGAUUGUCAUCGAUUCCUAUUCUUACGUGAUUCUCCCAAAACUGUUGCUCCAACUGAGAAGUUUAAACUCAACUUCUGGCAUUGUGACGCUCAUCGGUUUUGAUGUAUUAUUUGGUUCUUGACGUGCCAUAUGUUUGAAUUAUGCAUUGACAUGA
Messenger RNA from Panicum virgatum (switchgrass), 1629 nucleotides. RefSeq names its product binding partner of ACD11 1-like. The record is from RefSeq and is a predicted model, not a curated record. The transcript has 7 exons. Bases 345 to 1193 code for a protein of 282 amino acids. Gene Ontology annotation, molecular function: RNA binding. Lineage: Eukaryota; Viridiplantae; Streptophyta; Magnoliopsida; Poales; Poaceae.